AUGCCGACUUACGUUCAGCUCCACGAGUUUCUCAAGUCCAAAGUCAGGGCUUGGGAGAACUUGGAACCCGCUUCGGAACCCAAGAAGCAAUCUGAAGGUCAUAAAUCCGGAGGCUCACGCAGUAAUAAACCUCAGAAGACAACAUCCUCUUACACCGCUACUCAAUACAAAGCAAAGCCCAGAAGAAAUUGCCCGCUGUGCCCUGAGGAACAUUACAUGUUGUUCUGUCCAGUCUUUAAGGCCGCUACUUUGGAGGAACGAAUCGACAUAGUCGAAAAAUACCGCCUGUGCUACAAUUGCUUGGGCCCACAUCGCGUCGCUGAUUGUAAGACCGCUCAAGGAUGCAGGAAGUGCAGUCAACGUCAUCAUACUUCCAUCCAUCGAGAUACACCGCCUAAAUCUGCACCACAGACACUUGCAGACAACGCACAAGAUCCGCUUUCCGCUCAAGUAUUGCUAGCUACCGCUUUAGUCCAGGUCCGCCCACAUCAUGGUAAUCCAAUCACCGCCAGAGUGUUGAUUGAUCAAGGUUCAGAGCUCUCAUUUAUGAGACAGUCGCUCUUCAAGAAGCUUGGACAACCGCUACAGCGUGACAUGGUCAUGCUCAAGGGCAUUGGCAAUGUCUCCGCAGGAAGCUCACUAGGUGUGAGCACAAUUGAGCUUCGUUCGCUGUGUACGACCGCAUCAAUGCAUGCCAGCAUGCAUAUUCUACCAACACUGACGGUAGAUCUUCCAUCGUUCGUGAUCGCUGAUCCGAAAUGGCCGCAUCUUGAGAAUCUCAAGCUCGCUGACCCGCAGUAUCUACAGCCACGCCCUGUAGAUAUUAUUCUAGGUGCAUCACCAGCCGCACAGAUCAUGAACGCAGAGAUUCAACGAGGACCUCGCAAUGCUCCUAUUGCACAAUCCACCACGCUUGGUUGGAUUGUCUAUGGGGCUGUCACCGCUAAACACGCGUCAACAUCACACGCAGCACUACAUGCGUCAGUAGAUACUGAAUUACAAGACGCUAUCGCUAAGUUUUGGGAACAGGAAGAAGUUCCAUCAGGAAAUUCACCGCUCAACACCGCUGAAGAAGACGAAUGUGAAAUUCACUUUCGUCAAACGCAUUAUCGACAGCCUGAUGGACGCUACGUAGUGAGAUUACCGCUUAAGGCCCUUGAGAGUCAACUUGGCGACUCUAUCAACGCAGCUAUGGGGUCACUCCGCAGAUUAAUAACUCGCUUGUCGCGAGAAAGAGAAUAUUCUGACAUGUAUCGUGCAUUCAUGACAGAAUACAUUCAGCUAGGACACAUGGUACGAGUACCAGUCAACGAAUUGCCCGCAAACGCUUAUUUCUUGCCUCACCACGGGGUAUUGAAGCUUGAUAGUACCACUACGAAGCUCCGCACAGUGUUCAAUGGUUCCUGUGCAACAUCUACAGGAAUUUCAUUGAACGACAUUCUCCACGCAGGACCCAAAACGCAAAUUGACAUUUUUGAUGUGAUGUUGAGAAUCCGUUGCAGCAGGAUUCUAUUCGCUACUGACAUCACCAAGAUGUUCAGACAGAUUGAGGUCGACUCGCUUGAUUGGCCGCUUCAGUGCAUUCUCUGGAUAGAUGAGAAUGACUUAAUAGACGCUUACUGUCUCAAGACAGUCACAUACGGAACCGCUAGUGCACCUUUUGACGCUAAAACACGCUACGUAGAUGAUAUCUACGGUGGAGCAGACAACGAAGAAGACGCUAUCAAGGCUGCAGUACAAACAAAAGCUCUGUGUGCAGCAGGCUGCUUCCCGCUUGCCAAAUGGGCUAGCAAUAGCCCACGGUUACUCGCUGAAGUCGCUCCAGAAAAGCAGCUGGAUACACCGCUUAAAGAAAUCAGUGAUGCACCAGUAAAAGUCCUGGGCAUGUACUGGAAUUCACGCACUGACGCUCUCCAGUUCAAGUACACGCUACCGCCAGAUACGCCUAAGACAAAGAGAGCUAUUUUGUCUGAAAUCGCUAAACUGUAUGAUCCGCUAGGACUUCUCGCACCAAUAGUCGUCAAAGCCAAGAUCUUUAUGCAAAAUCUGUGGCUAGAUAGAGUGUCAUGGGAUGAACAAUUGUAA
Molecule: messenger RNA, 2085 nt
Organism: Cotesia glomerata
Lineage: Eukaryota; Metazoa; Arthropoda; Insecta; Hymenoptera; Braconidae
Exons: 3
Coding region: 1-2085 (694 amino acids)
Source: RefSeq, a predicted model, not a curated record